Aspergillus piperis CBS 112811 is the source of this 495-nucleotide messenger RNA. Its product is annotated as V-type proton ATPase proteolipid subunit. The transcript is spliced from 6 exons. Gene Ontology annotation, cellular component: proton-transporting V-type ATPase, V0 domain. The record is from RefSeq and is a predicted model, not a curated record. Lineage: Eukaryota; Fungi; Ascomycota; Eurotiomycetes; Eurotiales; Aspergillaceae. Gene Ontology annotation, molecular function: proton-transporting ATPase activity, rotational mechanism. The coding region runs from base 1 to 495 and encodes 164 amino acids. Gene Ontology annotation, biological process: proton transmembrane transport.
AUGCUAUCGGAGUUCUGUCCCAGCUAUGGGCCUCUCUUCGGAGUCCUCGGCUGUACAAGCGCCAUCGUAUUCACGAGCAUCGGAGCAGCCUACGGAACCGCAAAGGCCGGGGUGGGCGUUUGUUCAUCGGGUGUCUUGCGGCCGGACUUGAUCGUCAAAAAUAUCGUACCCAUCGUUAUGGCCGGCAUCCUAGGCAUAUACGGCCUCGUUGUUUCGGUGCUGAUUGCCAACAACCUCGCGCAAGAGAUGGCUCUGUACACUAGUCUGCUUCAGCUGGGCGCCGGACUGGCGGUUGGGCUUUGCGGACUGGCUGCUGGGUUUGCAAUUGGGAUUGUCGGUGAUGCGGGGGUGAGAGGGACCGCGCAGCAGUCGAGACUUUACGUGGGCAUGAUCCUUAUUCUGAUCUUUGCUGAGGUCUUGGGGCUGUACGGCUUGAUUGUCGCGCUGUUGAUGAAUUCCAGGGCAGGCGUUGUCGACUUCAAGUGCAGUAGCUGA